GUGUGUGUAUUACACACGCGAGGAAUCAGAGGGGGAGGGGGAGGAUGGGCCGUUUGCGUCUGUAUUCUGUGGGCCUCUGAGAGAAGGGACUUGGAAUGGGUUUGUGCGGCUGAGAGAGAGAGAGAGAAAGCAAGCAAGCACAGUGAGUGAGUGAGUGAGUGAGCGAGCAGGGGGGAGAAAGAGGAGGGCCUAGGGCUAUUGUUCAUGUCUAUCCAGGAACAAAGGGCUGUUCGGGCUCCUUACCUCCGUUUACACCAGGCUUUUGCUAACACACUAGGCCUGCGCUAUUGCCACAGCACCAGACACGACCAAACGCGUUCAGUUUCGUGUUCCUUUAUUGAUUAAAUAGGUCCGUUUUACAAAUAAUUACAUUAAGAAAUAAUACAUAAAUACAGCGAGCAAAACAAACAAACACAAAAAAACAAGAGAACGAGAUUUUACAGUGGAUUUCUACAAACAUCAAUUUCAGACCACGACUUCUGUGCAGGCUGUUCCUCCAAGUCAUUCAAGCUGUACUCUCCAAAGGAGCCCCCAAACGGCAGCGCCUUCCCCCCCUUCCACCCGGGCACUAUGCUAGACCGAGACGUGGGUCCAACACCUAUGUACCCCCCUACAUAUCUAGAGCCCGGAAUAGGGAGGCACACGCCGUAUGGGAACCAGACAGAUUACAGGAUAUUCGAGCUCAAUAAGCGUCUACAGAACUGGACAGAGGACUGUGACAAUCUCUGGUGGGAUGCCUUCACUACAGAGUUCUUUGAGGAUGAUGCCAUGCUGACGAUCACUUUCUGCCUGGAAGAUGGGCCCAAGCGAUACACAAUUGGCCGGACGUUGAUUCCUCGCUAUUUCCGCAGUAUCUUCGAAGGGGGCGCCACUGAGCUGUACUACGUCUUAAAGCAUCCUAAGGAAUCAUUUCACAAUAACUUUGUGUCUCUGGACUGUGACCAGUGCACUAUGGUCACACAGAAUGGAAAGCCCAUGUUUACACAGGUGUGUGUGGAGGGCAGGCUGUACUUGGAGUUCAUGUUUGACGACAUGAUGAGGAUAAAGACGUGGCAUUUCAGCAUAAGGCAGCACCGCGAGCUUAUUCCUCGCAGCAUCCUUGCCAUGCAUGCCCAGGAUCCCCAGAUGUUGGACCAGCUGUCUAAGAACAUCACGAGAUGUGGCCUGUCAAACUCCACACUGAACUAUCUCCGACUGUGUGUAAUUUUAGAGCCCAUGCAGGAGCUGAUGUCCAGACACAAGACCUACAGCUUAAGUCCCCGUGACUGCCUCAAGACAUGCCUGUUUCAAAAGUGGCAGAGAAUGGUAGCGCCCCCAGCGGAGCCGGCGAGGCAGCAGCCCAGCAAGCGCAGGAAACGGAAGAUGUCAGGAGGCAGCACCCUGAGCUCCGGAGGGGGGACCAACAAUAACAGCAACAGCAAGAAGAAGAGCCCGGCCAGCAGCUUUGCGCUCUCCAGUCAGGUACCUGAUGUCAUGGUGGUGGGAGAGCCCACUCUGAUGGGAGGGGAGUUCGGGGACGAAGACGAGCGUCUGAUCACACGGUUGGAGAACACGCAGUUUGACGCCGCCAAUGGCAUCGACGACGAGGACAGUUUCAACAACUCCCCAGCGCUGGGAGCCAACAGCCCCUGGAACAACAAAGCCCCCUCCAGCCAGGAGAGCAAGAACGACAACCCCACAUCACAGGCGUCCCAGUAAAAGAGGGGAGGGGGGACGGGACGAGAUCCCAGCCGUGUAGGGACUCCUCUACCUGUAAAACACAUUCUAAACCGCGCCGUUCCACUCCGGUCCUUCAGCUCUGUACUCGCUGGCACUCCGCACUCUGCUUUAAUGGGUCACACAGAUUUGGAUAAGAUCGCAUGGAAGCUGUAAGGUCCAGCCUGUGAAUUCAUACUGGGCACUGCUGUGUUGCACACAAUGAGGUGCAACAGCGAUGCUGCUGGCUGAAGUGCUACUCAAACGCAGCAAGAGUUUGCAAGCAAGCAGUUUUAGUUAACAGUGCAAUGGAAUCGGAUCAGGGUCAGCUUUGUUCCAACCAGAACCUAAAUAUCAGUUUUAAAGUACACUUUGCUAUCUGGUGUGCAUUAGACAGCAAUCCACGGCUGUCUCCAAGACUUCAGUCUGGAAUUUUUUUCUGUGCACUUAAGGCUAUGAUACAAAUUUUUAAAAUUUAAAUUAUUUUUUUUUUAGGACCUGGUUGGAACAAAAACCCGUACUGUCCUGGAGCUCGAGGACCGGAGUUGAGAACCACUGCGUUAAAACUUAAAUACAAACAAACAGUAAAGCAUUGAGGUACUUGGGAUUUGGUUGUGCACAGCCAGAUAUGUUUUACUUGUGAACUCCAGAUUUGCUCACAUACCCUGAUUUAUACAAGUAGUUUCCAACAAUAUAUAUAUAUAUAUAUAUAUAUAUAUAUAUAUAUAAAAUUUUGAAGGGACUUUAUUUCCAGCUGUGUUUAAACUCAGUAAUGUCUUUUUUUUGUUAAUCAAAUUUUGAUAAUUGUCAGAUUUUUACAGAACAAAAAAUGUAAUGUUCCAAAAAUCGAACAACAAAUGUGUGAUUAGACGAAGCUAGGGGUCUGAAAGCAUUAAUAUAUAGUGUGUGUGUGUGUGUGUGUGUGUUUUACAAGCCUGUGGCCUGCCUGCCCAGCCCAGCCUCUAUUGUAGGAGGCAUUAACCUGCCGUCCGCACCUCUGAAGGACAUGCUGUGUGAGGGAAGGGAUUGGUGUGGACUAUUGGAAUACAAAUGAACCCUUCCCCCCCCCCCCCCCCCCCCUCUGUAUUCCAGCAGGUAAAACACACAUGGAAAAGAACAACAUUGAUCUCUCGCAAAGACCGCUAGUAAUUCUCUCUAGCGGCUGCUGGUAGAGGCUGGGGCUGUGCUGGGAGGCAGUUUGGUCUGGGGGUUCACAGCUGCUGGUAGAGGCUGGGGCUGUGCUGGGAGGCAGUUUGGUCUGGGGGUUCUCAGCUGCUGGUAGAGGCUGGGGCUGUGCUGGGAGGCAGUUUGGUCUGGGGGUUCUCAGCUGCUGGUAGAGGCUGGGGCUGUGCUGGGAUGCAGUUUGGUCUGGGGGUUCACAGCUGCUGGUAGAGGCUGGGGCUGUGCUGGGAGGCAGUUUGGUCUGGGGGUUCACAGCUGCUGGUAGAGGCUGGGGCUGUGCUGGGAGGCAGUUUGGUCUGGGGGUUUUCCAGCUGCAUGUAUCUUCCACACGAGUCCAGCAGUUAAGUCCGGAGACAUUUAAAGCCACUGUUUUGCACUGCUCUGCUCACUAGCACUGCAGCUGGGUGCUCUGACCAAUGUCAUGGUUGGAAAGAGGAUGAAAUACCUUCAUAAAGAGAAUGUUUCUUACCAGACACUUCAUUUUGAAUAGAAAUUCAUUUAAUAAUAAAAAACCACUUGAUGCCACUGAAACCCGGUACCUCGUGAAUAUUAACAGGUUAGAUAAUGAAUGACUUCCGUUUCUAGUGGGCUGUAUUUCCCUAGUCAUGUUUUUACUGAUGCUGAAAGCUACAGACCAAGGAUCGAGGCUACUAGCAAGACCCUUUAAAUCCCUUCCUAAAAUAUAUUCUUUUGUUUUGUUUUCUUUGUUUUUUUUAAAGGAAAAAAGUAACCUUGUGUGAAGUACUUUUUUUGUUUUUGUUGUUUUAUAUAUAUAUAUAUAUAUAUAUAUAUAUAUAUAUAUACACACACACACAUUUCUCUCUGUGUGUUUGUGCUUGUAUAUUUAAGGUAGUAGCAAAGUUCUUUAUACCUGUAAUUAAAUGUAUUCCUUAUUUAGAGCACCCAGAAGCCUGCCCUGUCUAAUGUAUAAUGAUAAUAAAAAAACAAACCCUUUUUGGACAUGAUUUGAGACCGAUCGAUUUCUGGGUACAAUCACCAUUUGGAACCCCACCCCUCUCAAUGUGUGUGUGUGUUUUGUUUUUUAAUGUACAUUUUUUUACAUUCAUCUUGAUAUUAUUCCACGUUCACACAUCCCAAAUUUGCCAUUGGUAUUAGUGCCCCCCCCCCCCCCCCCCAUACAAUGUUAAUAGAAGUUUUGAAGUUUUCUCAACAUGUUUAAUAGACCCUCUAGUCACGAUAUACUGCCAGUCUUGCAUUCUGUCCUUUGGUUCACCUUGCUGUUUAUGCAGAGCACAAUGGGCAGACCUCUCCUGUGUUGUGGGUGGGUUGUGGCACAGUUGAGCACACAAGACAUUUAGCCGUCUUUAUAAAUGUUUUUUGACGUUGCAAUCAAGCAGUACCUCUUACAACGUGUGUGUGUGUGUGUACGUCUACCCACUUCCUAGGCAUUAAGGGACACUUCGGAACCUCACCUGAAUGAUGUGCACCUCCACCCCUGAAAGAGUUUGUAACUAUUAUGUAUUGUAGACUUGCUUCUUGUCUGUGUCCAGCUCCCACCUAUAGAGUCCUAGUCCAGAAACCAGAGCUAGGCUAUGGUUGGAUUUUUAAAGAGCUUUCUUUCUUCUCCCAGGUUUUUAGGUACGAUUUUUAAAUGCAAACCGAAUGGUGAUUUGUACCCUCCAAUCUUCCUGUAGAGCCCCUAGUCUGUGGGGCAGUGUAAUGUUUUUUUGCAUAGUUUGUGCCAUUUAAUAAUUCAUGUAUGGUACUAAUAAAGAUGAAUUUUCACUUUAAUAAAA
Molecule: messenger RNA, 4634 nt
Organism: Acipenser ruthenus (sterlet)
Lineage: Eukaryota; Metazoa; Chordata; Actinopteri; Acipenseriformes; Acipenseridae
Product: LIM domain-binding protein 1
Exons: 11
Coding region: 571-1698 (375 amino acids)
Biological process (GO): nervous system development; negative regulation of transcription by RNA polymerase II; positive regulation of transcription by RNA polymerase II
Cellular component (GO): transcription regulator complex; nucleus
Molecular function (GO): LIM domain binding
Source: RefSeq, a predicted model, not a curated record